Solanum tuberosum (potato) is the source of this 594-nucleotide messenger RNA. RefSeq names its product lisH domain-containing protein C1711.05-like. Bases 1 to 594 code for a protein of 197 amino acids. The record is from RefSeq and is a predicted model, not a curated record. NCBI's taxonomy places the organism in Eukaryota, Viridiplantae, Streptophyta, Magnoliopsida, Solanales, Solanaceae. The transcript is spliced from 4 exons.
AUGGAUAAACUUAAAGAAAGAUCUCAGUUAGGAGACUUUUGUGCCCAGUUCGGUUUACCUGAUACUUCUGCUGGUAGCAAGAAGAAGAAAUAUAGGGAUUCUAACUCUGAUAAACCUUAUAGGAAAAAAGAGAAAGGACCUGCUCCAUCAUCUGCUAGUGCACCUGCACCAAGGAACGAAUGUGAGUAUAAUAGUCAAAAUUCUCAGAACUUCAGAGCUAGACCUGAACAUUCGCAAGGUAGUAAGGCACAAGGGGAUACUAAGACUCCUGCAUGUGCUAAGUGUGAUAUGGCUGAACGGAAACAUGCUCAAAUUGCUCCAAGUGGGAGUGGUACUAAUAGAGGAGAAAAAAGAAAUGGUAGAAGGAUGCGACACAAAAGGAUCAAAAUAGAAAAUGAUUCAGAUUCAGAGUCAGAAGUCAUAGGAAAUGAUUCAGAUUCAGAGUCAGAAGUCAUAGGAAAUGAUUCAGAUUCAGAGUCAGAAGUCAUAGGAAAUGAUUCAGAUUCAGAGUCAGAAGUCAUAGGAAAUGACUCAAGGUGGCAUCUUUCGGCGGCUAUUGACAUACCUCAUUUAGAAGAUCAAUCACCGUUUUGA